AGAGUGAGUCUGCGUUGUCUGAAAAAUACUGAUAUAGUGUUAAGAUCUGUUAUAGAUAUCUAUGUGGAACCGUUGUCUCUUUAGGAUGUUGUCAGUCGGAUUUCAAUAUCAGAUGGGCCGCUGAGGAUGACGGGAGAAAGAUGGCGCUGCCCUUACUGAGGUGCUGCAGCUGUAACAGGCCCGUUUCGAUUCUGAUCCGGUUCUUUACAUCGAAGUCAUUUUUAGCGAAUCGGUCCAGACGACUCGCCCCCGUGGCGUCUGCAGUGUGCGAUGCUCGCCAGUACAGCUCUGAGCGAGGGAGACACAAGCAGAACCAGAAGGUUGUGGUUGUUGGGAUCCCGAACCCCUUCAUCUGGUUCCGAACCCGCAUCUACUUCUUCCUCAUCCGAACUUACUUCGACAAAGAGUUUAGCAUUGAGGAGUUCAUGGAAGGAGCCAAACAGGCUUUCUCACAUGUAUCAAGAUUGCUGUCUCAAUGCAAGUUCGAGGCUCUUGAGGGAUUAGUAGCUAAAGAUCUAAUAGGGAAACUCGAGGAAAAAUGCGCUCAAUUGCCUGGGAGCCACCAGAGGGCGCUGUCUGCUGAGUCUGAGGAGAUCAUGUACACAACAACAGGAGAUGUGGGCAUUUACUAUGAUGAUAGCGGGAGGAAAUAUGUAAGUAUUUUGAUGCGUUUUUGGUACUUGACAAGUGCCAGACUUCCUGAUGAGAGUAUGGAGGGAGCAAGAAUAUUCCAGGUUACUAUUGGUGCGGAGGGAGAGAGACCAGAGACCAAGAGAUUGCUGACAGCCAAUUAUGAAUUCCAAAGGGAGUUUACCCAAGGUGUAACUCCAGAUUGGAUCAUCACGAGAAUAGAGCACUCAAAACUUCUUGAUUAAGUGUGUUUAACUUGGAUAGGAGAGUUUUUUUUUUUCAUGCUUUUUUCAUUUAAUAUUGCUCAUCAUGCCAAAACAUGUAGGCACAAUUCACUAAGCUUCACUGGGAAAAAAUAAUGCUGAAAUAUUGUCAGCUCCAGGUACUUUCCAUGGGCAACAGAAGGUUAUAAAUGUUGAUUUGCUGUAUGCUUCAGUGGGUUUCUUCUCACUGAUUUCAUAUUAUUAACUGUUUUGUUGUUUGUAAUUUAUGGUUUGCUCCUCGUUGAUCAGUUUGGUCAUUUAAAAAAGUUUUUUUUUUUUUUUUUUUACACUGUGUAAUGAGUUUUGGGGUGAAGUUGACUGCACAUUGCGCAAACUGCAACUGAACUGUAAACCUAUACAAGAAAAAUCAGGAGAAAAAGAGCAAUUCUUUAGUAUUGAAGCCACAAAGACCACUGCCUGGAUACUUUGAAAGACAGGCUCAUACAAAAUGAUGAACUGACCAGUAAGUUCUGUAACGAUUUUAUCAAACCUUCCAUGUUAUGUAAAAAGUUUUAGUGCAAAAAAACAUGUAAUAAAAUAUCAUAAUUCAUAAAAAUAUUGUACAUUUAAUUUUCUCCAGAAUAUUAUAAAUGGUUAGUAAUUCUAAUGGCAUCUACUUAUUUUAUGAUGUCAUGUACAGAAAAGAAAUAUGGAACCAAAUAUUAUUUUUCCAUCAUUGUAAUUUUUCUUGGUUUUGUACAUGGUUUUAUUUAUUUAUUUAUUUUUCUCUUCAUUGAACAAAAUGCAGUACCUUUUAAUGCUUAAUAACAUGCUUGUUUCUAU
Onychostoma macrolepis is the source of this 1676-nucleotide messenger RNA. It is a transcript of the gene maip1, whose product is annotated as matrix AAA peptidase interacting protein 1. Gene Ontology annotation, molecular function: ribosome binding. NCBI's taxonomy places the organism in Eukaryota, Metazoa, Chordata, Actinopteri, Cypriniformes, Cyprinidae. Gene Ontology annotation, biological process: protein insertion into mitochondrial inner membrane from matrix; inner mitochondrial membrane organization. The transcript is spliced from 5 exons. Gene Ontology annotation, cellular component: mitochondrial inner membrane. The coding region runs from base 141 to 875 and encodes 244 amino acids. The record is from RefSeq and is a predicted model, not a curated record.